AUGGCCACCGAGGCGCCCCAACCGGCCGCGGCACCCACGCCCGACGCGCCGCCGCCUGCGCCCGCGCCCAGCGCAGAGGCCGCGCAGAAGCCGCCCGUGAAGCGGUCGUGGAGGCGCAAGUUCCGCAAGAUGCGCAUCCGCUUCGACGACGCCAUGAGCCAGAGCAACGCGCUGAUCAUGGACGAGUGGAAGGCCAUGGGCACCGCCCGCCGCCUGCAGGCCGAAAACGACCAGCUGCUCGACGCCCUGCUGGACUUCAACGACCAGCCGCGCGUCUCUGCCCGCCAGCGCUUCGACCUGUCCGUCGCCGCCGCCGCCGCCGCCGCCGCCGACCAGCCCACGCAGCCCGCCGACCAGCUCGCCGACCAGCCCGCCGACCAGCCCUGCCCGCUGAAGACGCUCGCCGCCCUCGAGGCCGCCGUCCCGCACACCACACUCGCCGACCUGCCCGCACUGCCCGACGGCAUCGACCUCAGCGAAAACGCCCCCGGCUACCUGUCGCCGCAGCACGAGGAGGAAUACCUGCUGGCCCUCGACCAGCUGCUCCAAGACCCGGCCUACGAGGAGGCCACCCGCCACCACCGCACCCUGCACCUCGGCCCCUCGCAGCCCCCGCUCAGCGAAAAGGACCUCACCAUCCGCAACCCCGACAGCGUCUACAGCUGGCUGCGCAAGAACCAGCCACAGGUCUUUUUGCAGGACAAGGACGCCCCCCACCACGACAACGUCUCGGAAAAGACCGCACCCAAGGCCGCCAGCAAGAAGAGCCGCCCCUCCAACAUGGCCGCCGGCCGCGCCGGCACACCAGCGUCCAAGGAGGACCACGAUGGCGAAGACUCGGUCGCCCCGGAAGCCAGGGGGAAGCCCAAAAAGGGCGGCGCAGACGCAGACGACACAGCCUACCGGCCCAAGGGCGGGAGCAGCAGGCCCGCGAAGCGCAAGAGGGACCCCGCCGACCCCGACGCCAAGGCCGCUCGCAAGAAGAGCCGGCCCAGUGCUGCUGCCGCCGCCGCCCCACCCGCCGCCUCGUAG
Didymella exigua CBS 183.55 is the source of this 1032-nucleotide messenger RNA. RefSeq lists its product as uncharacterized. Gene Ontology annotation, cellular component: nucleus; Ino80 complex. Bases 1 to 1032 code for a protein of 343 amino acids. NCBI's taxonomy places the organism in Eukaryota, Fungi, Ascomycota, Dothideomycetes, Pleosporales, Didymellaceae. The record is from RefSeq and is a predicted model, not a curated record. The transcript is spliced from 2 exons. Gene Ontology annotation, biological process: chromatin remodeling.